Molecule: messenger RNA, 951 nt
Organism: Salvelinus namaycush (lake trout)
Lineage: Eukaryota; Metazoa; Chordata; Actinopteri; Salmoniformes; Salmonidae
Product: stearoyl-CoA desaturase 5-like
Exons: 5
Coding region: 1-951 (316 amino acids)
Biological process (GO): lipid metabolic process
Molecular function (GO): oxidoreductase activity, acting on paired donors, with oxidation of a pair of donors resulting in the reduction of molecular oxygen to two molecules of water
Source: RefSeq, a predicted model, not a curated record
AUGGAAGCUCGGUCCCGGGCUAGAGAUGAGAAAGCUGAUGGGUGGAGGCCUAAUGAAAUCGUCUGGAGAAACGUUAUCCUCAUGGCCCUUCUGCACAUCGGGGCGGUAUAUUCCCUCCUUGUUAUCCCCAGAGCGAAGCCCCUUACCUGGGUAUGGUCCUAUGUGUGUUUCAUCGUGACAGCCCUGGGAGUGACAGCAGGGGCCCAUCGGCUGUGGAGCCACCGCUCCUACAGAGCCAAGCUCCCUCUCAGAGUCUUCCUCGCAGCCGCCAACUCCAUGUCCUUCCAGAAUGACAUCUAUGAGUGGGCGAGAGACCACCGUGUGCACCACAAGUUCUCAGAGACAGAUGCAGACCCCCACAAUGCAACACGAGGCUUCUUCUUUGCUCACAUUGGCUGGCUGUUUGUGCGUAAACACCGUGAUGUCAUCGAGAAGGGAAAGAAGCUGGACGUCACUGAUCUCUUGGCUGAUCCCGUCGUCCAGUUUCAGAGAAAGUACUAUAAGACCACGGUCCUGAUAAUGUGCUUCCUGGUUCCCACCGUGGUUCCCUGGUACUUCUGGAGCGAGACGCUAUGGAACUCCUACUUCCUGGCGUCCAUCUUGCGUUACACCGUCUCGCUCAAUGUCACCUGGCUGGUGAACAGCGCCGCCCACAUGUACGGGAACCGACCGUACGACCAGAACAUCAGCCCCCGGGAGAACCGCUGGGUCACCUUCGGAGCCAUCGGUGAAGGUUUCCAUAACUUUCAUCACACAUUCCCCUUUGACUACUCUACCAGUGAGUUCGGGCUGCGUUUCAACCCCACCACAUGCUUCAUCGAUCUCAUGUGCUGGAUGGGCCUGGCCAGCAACCGCAAGAAGGUAUCCGUGGAAAUAAUACAGGCCAGGAAACUAAGGACAGGGGAGGGGAGCUACGGGGCAGUCAACACUAGACAAGAGAAAGAAACAUGA